GAGUAACCACUAGUGAUAGGGAAAAAAUCGGUGGGAAGGACAAAAGAAAGAGUGAUGCCUACAUUAAAUCAAUUGAUUCGUCAUGGUAGAGAAGAAAAACUGCACACGGAUCGUACUCAAGCUUCAUAUCAAUGUCCCCAGAAGCAAGGAGUACGCCCGCGUGUACCAACGAGAACACCGAAAAAACCUAAUUCAGCUCCACGUAAGAUAGCCAAAGUACGGUUGAGCAAUCGACACAAUAUAUUUGCUCAAAUUUUGGGUGAAGGUCAUAAUUCGCAGGAACAUUCUAUAGUUUUAAUAAGAGGAGGUAGAGUGAAAGAUUCGCCARGUGUGAAAUCCCAUUGUAUUCGAGGAGUCAAGGAUUUGUUGGGAAUUCCGGAUCGAAGAAAAGGGAGAUCAAAAUAUGGUGCAGAAAAACCAAAAUCGAUAUGAAUGGAAGAUGCCUCUGG
This is a messenger RNA of Cynara cardunculus var. scolymus (artichoke), 449 nucleotides long. RefSeq names its product ribosomal protein S12, mitochondrial. Gene Ontology annotation, molecular function: structural constituent of ribosome. The transcript has a single exon. NCBI's taxonomy places the organism in Eukaryota, Viridiplantae, Streptophyta, Magnoliopsida, Asterales, Asteraceae. The coding region runs from base 55 to 432 and encodes 125 amino acids. The record is from RefSeq and is a predicted model, not a curated record. Gene Ontology annotation, cellular component: ribosome; small ribosomal subunit. Gene Ontology annotation, biological process: translation.